AUGGAGAAACUUCCGUCAGGUACGAACCCUUCCACGGAUCUCGAAUGUGGGCCUGGGACCAGCUUCGUCAACAACCGGGAAUCGUCGCUUUCCUCUGGCCAUGGUGAUGAUAACGACGACCUCCGAAUUGAGCAAAUUUCAUCUACUGUCUCUCAGACGGAAACUGCUGCUGUCUCGGUCCAUAAAGAGGAAACUUUGAAUCGGGCACAUUCGGAUAUUCCCUGGAUGGGAAGCGUUCAAAAUUUCCUGCUUUUCUUUAUCGGGACAUUUUCCGGGCGUGCAACUGACGCUGGCUAUUUUAAAGCUGUAUGGACAGCUGAUGCAUUAAUUCUCACCACAGGAAUCUUCAUGACGUCGCUGACAAAGACAUAUUGGCAACUGCUCCUUUCCCAGGGGUUGUGCAUGGUUGCCUUGAUUUCCACGUAUUUCUCCUCGAAACGAGCAAUUGUUCUUGCAAUUGGUGUCACCGGCUCUGCGACUGGAGGACUUGUUUCCCCAGGGAUCAUACGGACGUUGCUCCCCCGCAUCGGCUAUGCUUGGGCGGUGCGAGUUUUUGGUUUUCUCACUCUAGCAUUCCUUCGACAACGAGUCCUACAUCGCAAGGGCGGACCAUUCAUCGAGUGGGCUGCCUUCAAGGAGAUCCAGUUUUCUCUAUUUGCAGUUGCCAUGUUCCUCAAUUUCUGGGGCAUUUAUAUUGCCUUCUUCUAUAUCAGUAGCUAUGGUCGCAAUGUGAUCGGUCUCUCAAAAGAGAAGUCAAUUGACCUCCUACUGAUCGUGAACGGUGUCGGCAUCGCUGGUCGACUUUUGCCCAAUUUUAUAUCCGACGAUAUAUCGUCGUUGUAUGCAUUAGCCAUUCUAAAUGGAUAUUUCGCAUCAGGGCUUCAAUCGUUGUUUCUAGCAACCUUGUCUUCCAUGUCGCCGGAUUUGAAGAAAACGGGCAUCCGCUUUGGAAUGAUUCUAAGCAUUGCUAGCUUUGCGUCAUUUACAGGACCGCCAAUAUCAGGAGCUUUGAUUCAUCUAAAAAACGGUAAAUAUUUGUACGCCCAGAUUUUCAGCGGCACAUCAAUGGCUAUGGUAGCCAUGGUAUUAAUUUGUGCGAGGAUCUCGGUGACAGGCCUGGUAAUGAAGGUAAAGAUCUAA
Messenger RNA from Paracoccidioides lutzii Pb01, 1140 nucleotides. RefSeq lists its product as hypothetical. The transcript is spliced from 4 exons. Gene Ontology annotation, cellular component: fungal-type vacuole membrane. The coding region runs from base 1 to 1140 and encodes 379 amino acids. The record is from RefSeq and is a predicted model, not a curated record.